CUUGUGGGGCUGGGAAAGGAACCGUGCAGACAUCCUGCUUUGCGCCAGUUAAAGGGAAAGCCAGCGAGAGGGACACAGGGAGACGGCGGCUGCUUCCCCAUCCCAGGCAGAAGCAGAGCAGCGGCUCGCGGGGAGCCCGUUUUGCACUCACGGGGUGUCUGGAAGGUACCCAGUGGUUGUGGCAGGGACUGUGAGUGGAUAGAAGCCCUAGUCUGGGACUCAGGACACUUGGGUUCUGUUCUCUUCUAGUGACCUGCUGUGUGUCCUUGGGAGAACCACUCGCCAGGACUGAGGGGGAUAAAAAGAAGUUAAGGGACAUUCAGGAGGAGCAAAUCGAUUUUUAACAGGAUCACGUCUGAAUUAAAUGGCUGAUAAACAGAUCAGUAGCACUUAGAGUUCCCGAAGGCAGUAAGGGCUGUGCAUACACACGAGGCAAUAGGAGAGUACAUGUAAACGCAGAAUGCGGGCUGAAGUUCAGCUGAAAAUCUGGCGCCAAGAGAGCAGCUCUGCUCUGCAACGUUGAGUGCCCUUCCAGAAUGGCACUGUAUUGUCCCGUACAAAAAGCGCCAAGAAAUGGUUCAGGUUCACCCGUCUGAUCUAUGGGGUGAAAGUUUACCUGCCAAGCUGAUCAAUGGAGGGAUAGCUGGGCUGAUUGGAGUCACCUGUGUAUUUCCCAUUGACUUGGCGAAAACUCGCCUGCAGAACCAGCAAAAUGGCCAGCGGAUGUACACCAGCAUGUCUGACUGCCUCAUUAAGACAAUCCGCUCGGAAGGUUACUUCGGCAUGUACAGAGGGGCUGCGGUGAACCUGACUCUAGUGACACCAGAAAAGGCCAUCAAGCUAGCGGCCAAUGACUUCUUCCGGUAUCGUCUCUCCAAAGAUGGGAAGAAGCUGACGCUGCUGAAGGAGAUGCUGGCCGGCUGCGGGGCGGGCACCUGCCAGGUGAUUGUCACCACUCCCAUGGAGAUGCUCAAAAUCCAGCUGCAGGAUGCAGGCCGAAUUGAGGCCCAGAAGAAGCUAAUGGCAGCACAAGCCCAGCUCUCCUCCACCACUAGUGCUGGGGCAGCGGAGUCGGUGGUGGAGACACGGACCACGGCGACGCAAAUCACCAGGGAACUACUUCGGAGCAAAGGCAUCGCGGGGCUUUACAAGGGCCUUGGGGCCACGCUGCUAAGAGACGUCCCGUUUUCCAUCGUUUACUUCCCGUUGUUUGCGAACCUGAACAAGCUGGGCCAGAAGAGCCCUGACGUCAAGGCCCCAUUCUACGUGUCCUUCCUGUCCGGGUGCCUGGCGGGCAGCACGGCAGCAGUGGCUGUGAAUCCGUGUGAUGUAAUCAAGACAAGGCUGCAGUCCUUGAAAAGGGGAGUGAAUGAAGACACAUACUCAGGAAUCCUAGACUGCACCAGGAAAAUCUGGCAGAAGGAAGGGCCCCUGGCCUUCCUGAAGGGGGCGUACUGCAGAGCCUUGGUCAUUGCCCCACUCUUCGGCAUCGCACAAGUCAUCUAUUUCAUAGGCAUCGCAGAAUUCUUCCUAGACAUGCUUCCGAAGCGCCGGGAUUAACCCUCGCGCGCACUCGCUGCUGGUCAGAAUUCAUCCAGCAUUCGUCGUUGAUGGUGUCCGAGCAACAGCAUAAAGGGUUAAAGCAGCAACCUUCAGGGUGAAGGUCGUCUCCAAACAAAGUCCUUUCCACCUCUCUAUAUGCCCCCACCCGAUCCAGCCCUCCAGGACAAUACUUAAUUAUGCAUAUCUAUUAUUUUUAAUUGACAUUCUUAAAGACACUGGUUAGCACAGACUGGGCUCACAGUCCCCGGACUUUCUCCCAGCAGUGUGUGGGGGGGAAGAAACCGACCACACCCUCUGAAUUACCAGGUAGUCAAAAAAGGAGCAAAAGAACCAGACUUUGUUUCCCCCAGUCGCUCUUCUGGUGUGCCAGGCUUCUGGGAAGACAAGGCCCCAGCACACCUUCUAAAGGGGGACCCAUAUUGUCAAUAGAGGAAGCAGGUAGAUGCCAGAAUCAAAAAGUUUCUUUAUAAGGACUUGUCCUGAAACCCCCUUAAAAUCAGCUGGACUUGGAUGAACUUCUUGGAGAUCAGAGGAGGGGGAAGGUGGUUUAUUUUAUUUUAAUCAAAGGGACUUCCCUCCUAAAUAGGGGCCAUGGGGCCUGUGGGGGGGGGGGAGAUAUACGCUGCACGUAUUUGCAACGCGUCUGCUCUGAAAGAGUAUGUCCGUGGGAUCGUGUGUGAAUAGCUUCAGGUGCAUCAGUGUUUAGCUACGAGCUACAGGCAGGAGAGGGGAGAAUUUAAUGACAUGGGAUCAACUUUUUAUUUAUACAGGAAAAACAAAUCCAAUUAUAUUCCUUAAAUUAGCCCAGCUCUGAUGUGUCAAGCAGUUACUCUACCCAGAGUACUGGUUGUGUGUGUCUUUUGGCCUGUCUCUAAGAUGUGUUCCUCUCCUUUCCUGUGGUUGUUUGCACUUGCAAAGGGUCACUUAAAAAGAUGGUCUCAGAGUCAGGCCUUUUGGUUAAAGAUCAGAAUAGGCCACAUCCUCGGCUGGUUGAAAUGGUCGUAGAUCCUUUGACGUCCGUGAGCUCUUGAAAUCAGCGGGACUAUGAUAGUUUACACCAACUGAGGAUCUGGCUCAAUGUCCUUGGGGAUUGAGUUGCCAACUUCUUUAUCCAGACCAAAAUUGGGAUGUGGAAAAGAAAUGAGGCCAGGGCAUCUGUUUUAUUUCCACAGGGACCUAAUUCCAUAUGAUUUGCCUCUCAAAGGCCAGGUCUGGUUUUGCUAUGAUGUUUUCUCUGAAAUACAUACAGAGAGGCAGUAUGACUCCAGUUGGAUCCACGCCGGCACAAGAGCCUGCCUGUGUGCGUCCAGUUGUGGGAUUGAGGAAGAUAGCCAGACUUACUGCUCACUUUGGGGAGGUGGUCAUUGACUGGAUAACAGGCUGGCAACCCUAGACAUGUGCAAAUUCUGUUAAAGGGACACUAAUGUUUUUAAAAAAAACCAAACCUUUUCUUUAUCUAUAUUCACAAUAUCACUUUGAAUUGUCACAAGGGAAAGAACUGAAAAUCUAAUUUGCUUUAUUAUUGCACUUCAUUCCAUUUCAACAUGUAAACUAAACGAGUCAGUUUCACUUUCUGCUUCCCCAUCACUAGCAUCAUGGUGCUGUUUGUGUUUCAGACACAACAGAUGAAGAAUAAGUAAAACAAACAGUUGAAAUCUUUGUGUAUUUCAACACUCUCUUUAUUUAGGUUUUGUAAAACUUUUUCUUUGUAAAACCAAAAUUGGAGGCCAAUUGUCCUGAUCAUGUACCUUUAAUGUAAAGGAGGUUGUUACACAGCUAAGUUCUUACUUUUGCCUAUGUGAGACAUAAAAAAUGACUCUAUCUAUGUAGAGAAGGGAAUCUGCAUAGAUGACCUCUCUAUUCAUAACAAUCUUUUGUGAUCAGUACGAUGAUGCUUGUGUCACUCUGGAUUUUUCUGAGUUGCACUUAAAGAAAAGUUUUUCUUUUUCUUCCAUAGGGUGACUCUUCUCCUGCUUUAUGAUAUAUAAUGAAGGCCUGAAAGGUGUAGGAAGUUGUUGGUGGUGGUUGUUGUUGUGUUUUUUUUUUCCCUGCUUGAUUUUUUGCGUGCAAGAUUCAGAUCCCCGUCUAGUCUGGAAGAGUGAUGGUAGGAGAGCUGGUGAAAUGGUGGUGUCCCACGAGAGUGAAAGUUGGACAGUUGAUAAGAGAGGAUUUCUAGUCACUAGUUCAAACUUUUUUUCUUUGUGUUAACCCCUAUUUAAUGUUAACGACUAACUUACAUUUUGGAGAAAGGAAGGUUUUGUUUAACCCCGUCAAUUAUGGUAUGAGAGCGCAGACUAACAUCCCACUCGCUUCCCAGAUGUCAUCCAGCAAGACCAGGGAAACCCAAGAGCUGAAAUUCCUUAUAUUUAAAAGGUGAAGAGCAAGUGACCUUCUCCUCCUCUUUAAAAACAGGCCUUCUCUAUACAUCAUAAAGAAUCCAAAAGGAACACCAGUCUCAUUUUUUGAACAGUCCUUUGCCUUUCUUGACAAAAUUUUAAUGUUCAAAUAGUGAUUUUCCCCCUCUCCCCCCCCCCAUAUAUUAUUGUGUAUGAGACUUACAAUUUGGGGUUAAAAAUACAUUGCCAGUAAACAUUUGUCAGAAGGAAAUGAAGAGCUCCGUGGCAAAUACAGGUUUGAAGCAGCCUCUCUCCCUAAGAUAUGCUGCUCUUAUUAUGGAUAUCUGUGCUCCCAGCUGUCUGCUUUGCUCCCAUUUGGGUUCACACUGCGAUGUGGACCAGCAAUGUUGUUGCCAUGGUUAUUGGGCACAGAAAAGGACCUGGAAAAUGCUGCUUUAUGGCCUCCGACAAAGAUCCAUGGAAAUAUCCCUUCCUUUCUCCCCUCUUCCCCCCUUCCUCCCCAACCCGGUUUUUAUUUUUAAAUUUCAGCAGAAUGAUUGCACACAGUGAGCCCUGUGCGGUAUGUCAGCGCGAGGCCUUUGUGAGCUGAAGUUCUUGGUGCUGACGAACUUGCACUGCUCCAGCCUAGUGAGGAGUCAUCUUUAGUGCCUAGAGACUUCAGAAUUUUACAGGUCUGUCCUUAAAUCAGGAGCAAUUGCAUCUGCUUGAGACCUGGAAUUUCAAAGGGGGGCCCCUGACGUUGCUGCAGUAACUGUCUCUAGCUGGUGACCCUGCAACCCAUCAAGUCAGAAACUCUUACGUUAACAUUUAAUAAACCCCUCCUCCUCCCCCGCCCGGCUAAGCCCUGUCCCUUCCUGGCAGGGCUGCCUGGUGCCACCCAUGAAUGCUGCAGGUGCCUCUGUUUGUUCUGAUAAUUCCAGCUGUGGAGGGGAGCGGUCAGUGUUGGUAUUGGCAGCUGUAGCCCAUUGAUUACAGUGGAAUCAGCUGCACUGGUGUAGAUCGUGGGUAUGCUAGGGCUUGGCAGCAGUGGUUAAUAUCCCCAUGUGAACAAGGCCUUAGUGCAGCUCUAGAGACCAAACUGUAGAAGUUUCCAUUUAACAGAAGCGUGACUCCCUGUUAGUUCCGUACACCUUGCCCCACCCCCUUCACACUGGGCAUUACCAAAAGGGCCAGCACUUCCUUGCAGGUGGUGUAGAUAGGGCCAUUGGGGAACUGCAGUGCUCAAUGACUAGCUAACACCCUAUGGUCACCUUGCCAAGCCCAAGUGCAGAACCCACCCCUGUUAAGGGCCUGAGCCUGGAUUAAUAGCAGGCAGGAGUGCAGUUCCCAUCCCUGCAAAACUUUGCCUGAAGGAGGAGAGCAGGAUCAGGGUAAAGAGAGUUCAAAGUGAGUCCUGUAUCUUCAUUCCAGUGUCAGAUCGAGUACCAACCUAUGACCCAGCAGGGAGCUUGCAGGCCCACGUCUCACAGGGUUUUCAGAACAUGCCCAAACCCUCUGGAAGCCAGGAAUGUUGGGUUUAUACCCAAAUCCCCUUUUCACUGGCUUCAUGAACCCAGCAAAGCAUGUCUGGCACCAUUGUUGUAUCGGUGUGCGCGCUACAGCUUUCAGCAGUGUGUUCUGCCUGUUGGGGAGGGAGAGGCCUGGGAAAGGGUUUGAGACCAGUACAGGGGAGGGGAGACUCUUUAAAAUGUAUUUAAUGCUGUAUGUUUAAAAGGACCUGCUCACAUCCGUGUUUCCCUGGAGAUCGUCUCCUGUCACUCCAACAGUGGAGGACUAGAAUGCAGAAAUGCUGAUGGUUUUUUUUUCUGCAUGGGAAAGAGGCGAUCUAUUUCCCAUGACCCCCCUGACUUUAUUUCCUGGUGAUUCUGCUGGCAACUGCUGUUCUGGUUGGGAACUUGAUUUGAGUUUGCAACACUGGCUGGCUCAGGGGCUCAAACAGAGGCACACUAGUGUGUUGAAGCUGAAUGCUCCUAAAGAGAUUACCUGUUGCAAGAGGGAGAUCAGUGUCUGUGAUGAUUAAACCUAAAAAUUGAUUCCUUGGAACAACCUCUUGAAGAUUCCAAGGGGGUGUUAAACCUCUGAUACUGGUGUUUCUGUGGAAUAUGCUUGUGCGCGGGCAUAGAAUGCCCAGCCUGUUACUUUUAUAGGACGUGCCUGCUAUUGUCCCUUUCUGAUAUGAUAUGCACUUCCAGGUCCAUGUGAGCUGCACCGUGAGUCAUCUUUAGUUUGUUUCUUUCCAUCUCAGAAACAGGAAGACUAAAAUUUUCAGAAGUGACCUCUGAUUUUGGCUGCUCGGUCCUUGGGUGCCCAACCUCAGGUGCUUUGGGCCUGAGUUUUUUGGAAGAGCUGAGCACCCCAAAUUCUAAUUGAAGUCAGGGGUGUUCGGUGCCUCUGGAAAUUUGGCUCACGACAUCUCAAAGUAGGCACCUAAAAUCAGGCUACUUUUGGAAAUGUUGGUCCUAAAUUUAUAACUAAUAGACGUGGCUGGGAUCCUGACAGCCAAGACUUUGACUUGGGACCCCAUCAACAAAAGCCAGUGUUUAGACCUAGCAGUUUUGAGUAUUUCCCUUGCAGAGGUCUCAGAGUAGCUAAGAGGUGGUGUGGGAGACACAGAAAUAAUUUAGUCUCUCAAAAUGCAGACUCACCUGGCCAGAGCUUUAAUGAGCAUCCUGCAGGCUAAGCUGACUGGUAAUUGUGACUCUCCUAGGAGAUCGGACACUGUCCUCACCAUUAGGAGUUCCUGGAGUCAGCAGGAAAAGGGUCUCCAUGGUAGGGGAAGAGGAAAAGCAUGAUGUGUGGACCAGUGCUAGUGAUCAGCAAGAUAACUUGCAUUUUGAGGUGGUGCUUUGACAUGGAUUUCUGCUCCUUUUAACUGCCUUGUUGUGGCCCAUGAUCGAGGGUGCCUGUGGCUUUUCCAAAUAGCUUUUGGGAGCGCUAGUUGCUGAUCACCUAGCUGUGUAUGCAUGCAGAGCCUCGUGCCCCAUGAUACUCUACUUCAGGUGCUUUGUUGGAACGGGGACCCAUGGAUGUCCCAAUGUCUGCCCUAAGCCUUGCAGUAGGGGCCAAGGGGUUUGGCCUAUCAGGACACAAUUACAAAAUCCAAAGGCAAACGUGAGGGCAUUGGCUCCAAAAACCUCUGUGCCAAGAUCUGUAGUCCAGGUCUAUUACCUCUUUGUUCCACUACAGUGACCUUUUGUAGUGCCUGCAGCAGUAGGAGUCUGUCAGGCUGCCUUUACCAUCCAGCUCUGCCUGUGGCUUACCCCACAAGGGCUGUCUACACUGGAGAAAUUGUCUAACCAGUUCAGCUAGACCAACUUUUUUUUAUGAAAUAGUCAGGAACCAUUGCAUAGCCCUGGACUGAAGCAGUUAAGGCAGCCCGACCCAGUUAGAAGGCCAAGUGGUCAAGGCUACUGCUCUGAUCGGUUUUAAAACCGAUUUAGCUGUACUGACUUAAAAGCAGUUAGCAAAUCUGCCCAAUGUAGACAGGCCCCUAAUGCCAGGCAGUGUAAGAUCCUUGCAGUUCAGUGAAUCAUUGAAGGCCAGAAUCCCACGACAUAUGGAAAAACAAAGCAGAGGUCACAGCAUUACAGUGGCUGAAUGCUUCAGUUUCCAUCAACUGUGGCCACUGCAACAGUCGUAGCUUCAUUGUAUACAGUUCAUCUGCGUGAUGUGCCCUGAGCAUAGGCAUCUUGAACAGAUUAGUCGUCUUUGUCAGUAGACUUUUUAGACUAAAUGAUAGAAUCAGGUGAGGUGGUUUGUAACUGACCCGUAAGGGUGAGUGAGUGUUGUGUAGUGGCUAAUCACAGGAAUGGGAGAUGGGAAUUCUGGGAUCCACCUGGCUCUGCUGCUAAUUCAAGUGCCCCAGUGAGAUGGGGAAGAAUCCUUGCCUACCUUGCAGACGUGGUGAGGCUUAAUCCAUUUGUCUCUUGAGAGCAUCGGCUGGAAGGUACUACAGAAUGCAGCUUACGGGUAUUAUAAGAAGGGUUGACUGUUCUUCAAAUAUGAAUUGAACUGAGCAUUCAGGCCCAAUUAAAUAACAUGGAUUCAUGUGUCUUGGGGAAACCUGACCGUAUGCAAGAACGAUAAUGUGAUAGCCAGAAUGGAGCCAUGCUAAUUUUACAUCAGCUGAGGAUCUGGCCUUUUCUGCCUUGUGCAUGUUAAUUGCAAAGUAAUAAUUUUUUUUUUGUUUUAAAUCUGCAAUAUGUAGCCACUGCUCCGUCUGGAUGUACGGAUUGUUUGCAAUAGGUUCUCUAAGUCACCGUAAUGAGACCAGCUGGGAUAUUCCACUCUAGCCUGAUGUUCACUUGUCCUUAAUCUCGUCCAUUCCUAACUAAUCAGAUGUACAGGGUGUGAAAUCUCUUGCAUUCCUGCAAAGUUCAGAGAGAGCAGAGCAAACUGUUGACCGGCCUGCAAAUAGUGCUGAUGCUUUUGGGAACCUCAGGCUGUCUAUGGGCUUUUGUAGGACGUGUGUGCUGUUGUCCCCAAUGGACUUUGUGAGGCAUGUGACACGUUACAUUUGUGUUUUGUUGUGCACUCACCAAAAAGGAGCCAUUGGCUUUUUUUUUUUUUUUUAAGCAGCCACAUGAGUGCAGGUUAAUAACAAACUGAGGCCAUGGUACAUGGCACGUGAACAGGAACUGGAAGAGGCACCGAGAAAAUUGGAGGUGGGGGGCAGUCAUGGGGCUUGAGUCUGGUGAUGGUAGAAAAGGUUUUUUUUGGAGGAUGGGGAUGGGGAGUGGCUACAGAAGGAUUCUGAUGUUCAGUGGCACUUGGUACCUGCCGUUCCCAUUAACUCUAAGGUUGAAGGUUCAGCACUAGAGCUGGUCAGAAUGGGCUUUUUUUCCCCAUGGAAAAUUGAGACUUUUUAGUCGGAGUGGGGGGGAAGGGACAAAAUACUUUGGUUUGAAAAUGUUGCCAUGGUGCCUCAUGGGAGUCAUAGUUUGAGUGCCUCCUCAUGGUAAGGCGAACUGGGUGCAUCAUAGGAGCCCUUGGCCAGGGUACAUCAUGGGAGAUGUAGUAUGGCUGAAGAGCCUGGCUCACAGAGGAGAAAGGGGACAUGAGGAAAUCAAACUACAGCUCCAUGAGGCACCAUGCCAGCAUACCCGAACUGAAAUGUUUUCUUCUUUGGAUGAAAUAGUUAGAUUUGGGGGCCUUUUAUUUUAUUUUUUACAAAAUGAUUAAAUUUUCCAUGGACACUUAGUGAAAAACUUUGUGUUUGGGGUGUGUGGUGGUGGUGGUGGUUUGUGUGUUUUUAUGGAAAACUUUUGAUCAGCUCUAUUCAGCCUCUCUGAAAAUGAGGCCCAUAGAAGCUGGGGGAGUCUGUGAAAACUUAUGAUUGAAAGAGGGGAGUAGUGAAUACAAGGGCACAAGGAGAGAAGUAAAGGGGGCAUUGUGUGGAAGGGACCUGAUGGCGGUUGGUGGGGGGAAUCUGGAGGGAGUAUAUAACAUGGCACAGGGGAGCUGAAACGAGGGGAUCUGCAGAAGAGACUCUGCACAGAGAGGAGGAGGACUGGCUAUACAGCCUGAGAGGAGGUGUAUAGAAGGGACUAAAAAGACAUGACUCUGAAGAAGCCUUUGCUAUAGCAGCCAAGGGUUUGAUCCUGCCAACACUGGGGAGUGGCAAAGCUUGUGUUGAUGGGUUCAGGCUUGAGGGCCAGAUGCACUGUGUUGUUGGUUCUCUCCUGCUCCUGGAUGUUUUGCCUAUGGUUUCUGUGGGUGCCAGAGUAGGCCCUUUAUCUUCUGUCAAACAGCACAGUGCCCAGUUACCACACUGACAUGAGCUCUGCGGGCAAACAGGAAGGGAGUGGAGGCCCAAUGCUGCUUCAGUAAGCACAACUUCCACAUGAGGGGGACACAUCUAGGAAGCUCUACUUCGGUACUGAUGAUCCUAGGGACCGGAGCCUGACAAGAAGCAGCAAGGGCAGGUACAAAGGCUUUCACUAAAUGGACCCCUCAAAGGAUAACCCGUCUUACCCUGGCACGUGUGUGAGGGAAGCAGGCUGGCACAAGAGAAGGGGAUGUUUUGCUGUACAUCUCUAGGAUGGGGUGAGCUAUACUAUCAAUGUAGGUUUGUGUGCAGCGGAAGACCUUUUUCCUCAAGUUACUCAUACGCCAUAACCUAUUUGGAAUAUUUCGGGGCUCAGUGAUAGGAGGUCUCGCCCACGAGCAAGAGGGUCUGGAUUUCUAUUCAGUGUAUUGCUAGCUUACAUGGACUGUAUAUUUUGUGCUACAAUUGACUGUUGCCUAUGCUCAUCCCUCUCUGAGCCUGGAGUCCACUAUCGGAAUCCGCCACAUCACAGGAAGGAGCCGUAGGCCGUGUGUGUUGGGGGUCGGGGGGUGUAUGAGUGUGUGUUUUGGAUUCACUUUUCUCCCUCCUACAGCUUGAUUCUCCCUGACUCAUGCUUUGGUGUGGAAGGGGCGCCGUCCUUCUCCCAUUUUCAUGGCUUUUGGGGACCAUGUUGAGCCUCAGGUGAAGGUGACUAACGUGAUACCUGGAAUGAUACCCUGGGUUCCGUGACCUUUCGGCCCUGCAGGCGUGGCCUCCACUAAGGUGACAGUAAAAAUUGAGCUCCAAAGCUGCCUUUUGAGGAACGCUGCGGGUAAACAGGGGACUCCAUCCUCCAGAGCUGUCAACCUGGCACCUGGCCCCAGAAGAAUUAACUAAGCCAGACACAAAAUGCUUUCUGGUUCAGAGUAGAAUUGAUUUCUCUCAGGAACUGGAGCAGACUCCUGUUUCCAUGGAAACAGGACUUCACUCCCUCCUACCCUACUGUAUGUGCCAUGCACUAAGCUCUUUGAGGCAAGCCUAUUUGUUUCUUAAGAAUCGGGGACCUCAACAAAAUGUCCUGUACCUUGUGUGUGCGGUUGUGCCUGAGGGACAGCAGAAGUGCUGCUGCCCUUGGUAUCUGGAGCAAAUAUUUUGAAUGAGGGUGUGCGCAGCAGGCUCAGAUAUUUGGAGUCCUCUUCCCCAAAAACCUUCAUGCUAAAUGUGCUCCAUUCUCUGACUGGCUGUCCAAGAGUCUGUAUGCUUCUGAGCUAGAGCACAAACCCUCUGGAGAGAGACUGCUCCCUCUGGACAGUUCAGUCUGUUUAAUAUCAGCCAGAGGCUGCUCUAGAGUUGCAAUUCUAGAAGGGAAGCAGCGAGUCCUGAGACUAUCAUUUAAAGGCGCAACUGCAUCACAGCCUUUUCUGGAGACUAAUAACAGUGGGUCUUUAAUUUCUUCAGAGAAGAAAUGUUGUUCCCAUACUAUUCUGGCCCUGUCACACUCUUCAUUCCUGGAUCCUACAAACACUGGAAAAUGCCAUUGAUGAAGGUACAAUUAAAGAAAACCACUGCCACACAAAGCCAGUGGUUUGCAUGUGUCCAUUUGUGUGUGGUGACCUUCCCUGAAAAGUGCUAGACAUCCCACCGUUGCUUCAGACAGUUUGGGAGGCAAGGGGUGGUCUGAUCAUUGGUCCAAGAGCCAGGAAUUUAUAAACUGCUCUGACACUUCCCUCCCUCUGUGAUCUUGGUCAGGUCACUUAAACUUGCUGCCUCCCCUUUUUUUCCAUUGGUAAAAUAGAUCAUUUCUCCGACCCCACAGUUGAGACUGAAUUAGCUUCUGUUUGGAAAGUGCUGCCUACAAGUGCAAAGUGUUGCUGUUCCUAGACUAGACUGAGACGAGGCAGGCUUGGGAUUUGCUAUAAUGGAGCGAUCCAUAAAAAGCUGGAAAAACAUGACUAUUCUUGACAAAAACUAGAUACCUGGCAAAUCAGGAGUAGGCCGGACAGUGACAUGGGUGCAGGGCACAAAUUGUAAGGCCUCAUCCAAAGCCUGUUGUAGUCCCUGGAAAGACUCCCGCCAAAUACAAUGGGCUUUGGAUCAAACCCGUGUGGGAGAAAGGAAGGGAUAUUUUCCUUGCUGAAAUAAAGUAAUGACAUGAGCAAAUCCAAGGAGAGGAUGUGCAAGACAAGCAUGCCUUUGGUUAGACACUUUUCCUUUGGCCCUGCUUGUGCCUGGAAGGCUUUCCUAUCCCUUGCAGCAAUCCAGGCACAUGGCACACAUCCACUUCAUGCACAGUAGAUGCGUCCAAUGAACGGGAGGUGAAGGUAUGUGCAAAGGCAGAAUGUACCCGCACACAGCUGGCCAAAUCUGUGUGCACGCUUUGUGUAUGUGUCAGGGUUUGCACAGCUCUGCACUGUAUUUUGUGUGUGUGUGUGUGUGUGUGUUGUUCUUUUUUCUCUCUUUUUUUUUUUGUUCUGACCUUUCCCCCCCACCUUGGAAGGGAAAGCUGAACACGUGAUCCUUCCAAAGCCCACUGAAGUCCAUGAGAGUCCUUCCAUUGUCUUGACUGGGCAUUGGACAGCGCUAAGGGCACCAGCAGCAUAAAAUCCCCCUCUGUUUGCAUCACCCGUCUUUCCUCCCCAAAUGUGGUCCUCUAUGUGGCGUCGCAGUGAUGAAGUGAACGAGCUGUAGAGUGCAUUGUUGGUGUCUGUGGCUUGGUGUCCAAGGUUCUAUCUGCUGCUCCUGAGGCAUUAAGGGAGUCGAGCUGUGAAAUUUGUCGUUGCCCAAUUUGCUAAUAUUUGCUGUUUUAUGCUAGGUUCUUGUCAAGUUUGGCAUUCCCAAUGCUGGCAUGAUUCCGUGCUGUUCUGAGCGCGCCCUGGGACCUUCUACUAAUGAAGAGCUCGUCUUCUCAUUUCCAGUUCUCUUUAUUUUCUUGGUGUAGUUCUUGAGCAGUAGCUAAUCAGGAACAUGGAAAAGACCAAUAGAUCCCCAUGUAACUUAUCCCAUUCAGCAACACUAAUCUUAGUUAAGAGUGUUUUGACUGAUUGGACUAUUUUCUGUGUAAAUUUAUUUAUUUCUUGGUGUUUUUAAAAGGGGGAGACCCACAUUCCAUCAUUUUAAAACCCAGCUGGUUCAGUUCCAUGUUCCGUGUAGUAAUGUUUGACCAUUACAUGUGUGUAUUAAACUUUUGCAGUUCUCUUCAAUGCGUACAGUCCUCGACUUUUGGUGGUUUUUCAAUAACACCAUAUAACAUUGUAUCCUGUUACUGUAGGAUCCUGGGCCAUACCUGUACUGUUUUAAAAACUGCUGCUUUAAGGGGGAGAAUUUUUUUUUUCCUAUUUGAAGUUUUUAAAAAUAUUGUAAUUUUGUGUGUGUAUUGUCUUGUAAAAUAAAUAUUCUAAAUAUAA
Messenger RNA from Chrysemys picta bellii (western painted turtle), 13091 nucleotides. NCBI's taxonomy places the organism in Eukaryota, Metazoa, Chordata, Testudines, Emydidae. The record is from RefSeq and is a predicted model, not a curated record.